ACUACCACUCAUCGCACACCAAACCCAAUCCCAGCCACAAGAGAGUACACCCAUGCUGUAACUCUAUCGCGAAUCUAUUCAGCUGCUGGCAUACUCAUCACCUACCGCCCAUCGAUCCCCAGUAAUUCACUCCGCCCUCACAUCACCAUGGCCGACGACACUCGAGAAUCCGUCGACGCAAAUGCGCUCCCUCCAAAGCCGCGCGCUCCCGCAAAUAUAAUGCCCGGUGGUACAGCACAUACAGCAGGUGGAGAAAAGACAACAGACGGAGGCCCAUCAUAUUUCGACGCCGUACGCAGUCUCGGACCAGAGUACUAUCUGAACUUUCAUAAGCGACCAUGCGUACGCGACAGCCAAUUGCAAGGACUAGCAGCCGGUUUUGCAGGAGGAAGUCUAGCAGCUAUAAUAGGAAGACCCGUAAUCACAGCCUCCAACUGGGCCGUAGCAACAUGGUGCGGUGUCUCUGUCGUCUCCUACCAAGUAUGCCAAUACUACCGUUCCAAGGAAAAGGCCGGUAUAAAGCAAGCACAAGAGCUCAUGGAGGCGAAGCGCGUGACUAUAGAGGCGAAAAAGGCUGCCAGGCGGAGGGCAAGGGAGGAACAAGAUCGUUUGGAACAAGAGCGAAAGGCAGAGGAAGAGAGGAGGAAGACAUGGAGUUAUUGGUAUCAGAAGAAUCUCAAGUUUUGGUAGUACGCAUUGGACUUUGUUGUGGGGGUCUAUGUAACAGCACGUGUAUAAGGAAUAUUUAUUUAUAUUUACGA
This is a messenger RNA of Pyrenophora tritici-repentis Pt-1C-BFP, 761 nucleotides long. RefSeq names its product DUF3767 domain containing protein. Gene Ontology annotation, cellular component: mitochondrion; mitochondrial inner membrane. Gene Ontology annotation, biological process: mitochondrial respiratory chain complex IV assembly. The record is from RefSeq and is a predicted model, not a curated record. NCBI's taxonomy places the organism in Eukaryota, Fungi, Ascomycota, Dothideomycetes, Pleosporales, Pleosporaceae.